Messenger RNA from Rhinichthys klamathensis goyatoka, 681 nucleotides. RefSeq names its product epithelial mitogen homolog (mouse) (gene epgn). NCBI's taxonomy places the organism in Eukaryota, Metazoa, Chordata, Actinopteri, Cypriniformes, Leuciscidae. Gene Ontology annotation, biological process: positive regulation of cell population proliferation; epidermal growth factor receptor signaling pathway; positive regulation of mitotic nuclear division. Bases 155 to 613 code for a protein of 152 amino acids. The record is from RefSeq and is a predicted model, not a curated record. The transcript has 5 exons.
UUCAAAUGAUUGGCUACCAUUAGUGACGAACAAAGGGAUAAGGAUGAUAUAAAUUGUGAGGAAAAACCUUUCACCCGGAGAGCAGCAGAAGUUUGACGAAAGCCGAGCAGACCCAGAAUCUCCAGUCAGAUCGAAUCAGUACUUGGGCCACAGCAUGACACAAGUGGAUAAAAGGGGUUUGCACUAUCAGGUACUUGGAUUGAUGGUGUUAGUCCUCUUCUCUGGACUUGGAGACACUAAGGAGAUUUCAGAUGAUGUGCUCCAAUACAACACAACACAUGGUGUAGGUAGUGAAGAGCAACCACGGGUUUUGGCUAUUCAAACGCCCUGCAGUGCAGAACAUGAGGGAUUCUGUUUCAAUGGUGUGUGUUCCUACUCCACCGAACUGGAAACCCCCAUCUGCCGGUGCAACAAGAUGUACAGUGGUGUGCGCUGUGAACAUUUACUUUUGGACAGCCACACGUUUUCAAGUCCUGAAGAACUCAUUGGAAUUAGCUGUGGUGUAGUUUUAUUACUGGGAGCCAUCAUUGGACUGAUGUACUUCUGCAUACGGAAAAGGUGUCGAAAGUCAUCUCCACCCUACAAGAACUAUGGCUCUGAGAACUCUGUUUAAUUUAUUGAGCUAGCUAGAUAUGAUUAAUGCUCUUAAAUUUGGUACCAAGACCGGAAGAAGGACGAAAC